AUGGAGAUCAGCCUGCCCUCCAUCUGUGCAGCUCUUGUUUCUGCCGGCGGCCUGGCUUACGCUUGCUUCUACAGCUGGCUUUGGGACUGCCACCUCCGCGCGUAUCCGGCCUAUCGCGGCAGGUACCCGCGGCUGUGGCUGGAUCUCGCCACGCACAUCCUUACGCUGAAACGGCUCUGGGGGUUCUCGACAAGUUUUCUCAGGAAGCUGCCGGACUUCUACAUCGUUGGCUGCCCCAAAUGUGGCACCAGUGCCAUCUACCAAUACCUCGCCCUUCAUCCCCGAAUCGUGGAGCCGGCCUUCAAGGAAUCCCGCUUCCUGUGGGGCUUUGUCGGGUUAAACCUCUCGGCACUUCGCUACCGGUCGAUCUUCCCGUUGUGGUGGGAAUGCCCUCUUGGACACCUGACCUUUGAUGCAGAUUGUACAGUUGCCACAGCGCCGAGGCUUGCUGCUGCUCUUCUUCGCCAGCUGACCCCAAAGGCCAAGAUCGUCAUAUCCCACCGUGACCCCGUGGAAGCGGCGUGGUCCAUGUACAAGUUCCGAUCGCGCAUCAAAGGACGUUUCGACUUCGGCUGGACGUUUGACCAGAUGUUCAAGAUGGAGAUGGACUUGGACGCUUCUCCAUCUUGGGCCCACAUGGAUACCCUGGCUGCUUCGUUGGAUGCUGGCGCCACUUCAGUUACGAUCACUCCCCAAAUCGGUCAUUGUGGAGUGAACUCGACCCUGCUGCGGCCGCAACGCAUUGCUGACGUACUUGAGGCCUUUGAGUCACGCUUUGGCCGCGACAACGUGUUGCUCAUCAACUUUGCAGACCUAGCGGCAGAUGCGCAGGGGACAGUGCGACGCAUCUAUAGCUUCCUGGACUUGGACUCCACGGUUGAGCUCCCUCCACUAAACAAAGUGGAACCUGAAGAAGUGCUGGAUAUGGCCGUGGAGCCCAGCGCAAACGGCAACGCCAAUUCUUCGUGUCCGCAGGACAUCUUGGAACGGCUGGACAUGUAUUAUGCUGAGCAGAAGCAUAGGUUUGCAGCGAUGCUGUCCAACAGGUAG
This is a messenger RNA of Symbiodinium natans, 1050 nucleotides long. The record is from the annotation of a GenBank genome assembly. NCBI's taxonomy places the organism in Eukaryota, Dinophyceae, Suessiales, Symbiodiniaceae.